Molecule: messenger RNA, 1701 nt
Organism: Debaryomyces tyrocola
Lineage: Eukaryota; Fungi; Ascomycota; Pichiomycetes; Serinales; Debaryomycetaceae
Source: the annotation of a GenBank genome assembly
AUGUUCAGAAUCAAUGCUGAUGCAGGCAGCGACUUUUUGUUGGUAUUAGAAGAAUUAGUGGGCAAACUCAGCACGAAUGAUAUACAAUCGAUCUACAUUAGUGAUAAGCCCAAUUCGAGAGGAGAACAGGCAAAUAGCUUAUGUGGUAGAAGCGUAAAUGAUUUGGGUUUCAAAAACGGUGAUUUGCUAUUUGUGACUUACGAAUCAACUGCUGAAGCUCCAAAGACAGAGUCUUCGGCUCCCUUGGCCACAGCUAAAACCGCCAGUGGUGCAAAUGUGUCAAUUAAUAUGAAUGACAUUUCGAUUCCAAUAAAUUCGGGCCCUGGGCCUCUCAAAGUGGAUCAGUUACCCGUUGAUGAUUUGCUUGAUAAAGAAGAUGGUAUGAUCAAGAGAUCAAGGUCGGAUUUAUGUCGUCAUGGGGAAAAAGGGAUGUGUGAAUACUGCUCUCCGUUGCCACCAUGGGAUAAAGAGUAUAAGAAAGAGAAAGGAUUUAAGCAUAUGUCAUAUCAUGCACAUCUAAAUGAAAUCAAUGAGCUGAAAAAUAAUAGAAAUAAUGCUACGUCAUAUAUGGCACCUUUGGAGGAGCCAAACUAUAAUAUCAACUUAAAUUGUCCUAGUGGAUCGCAUGCACCAUAUCCUAAGGGUAUUUGUUCGAAAUGUCAGCCGCCUGUGAUCACAUUGCAGCAGCAACAAUUCCGUAUGGUCGAUCAUGUUGAGUAUGCAGACUCAACCAUCUUGAAUAAAUUCAUUGAUUCGUGGAGAACGACCGGUGUGCAGCGAUUUGGUAUUUUGUAUGGAAGAUACGAACAGUUUGAUAAGGUUCCGUUAGGAAUUAAAGCGGUGGUAGAGGCCAUAUACGAACCACCACAAUCGGGAGAGUUGGAUGGAUUAACAUUACUCCCGUGGGAAAACGAACUGCAGGUAGAUGAAAUAGCUGCCUCACUUGGUCUCUACAAAGUAGGUAUGACUUUUACCGACUUGACCGACUCGGGUGCCAAAAACGGGACCGUAUUAUGCAAGAGACACAAAAAUAGCUACUUUUUGUCAUGUUUGGAGGUCAUCAUGGCUGCCAAAUACCAGGUAUCCAACCCAAAUAUCACUAAGCACUCUAACUCAGGUAAAUUCUCCUCUAAAUUCGUGACAUGCGUUAUAUCGGGUGGUAUGAAUGGCGAAAUCGAGCCAAGAUCAUACCAGGUGUCCAACAGUGCCGAGGCCCUAGUUAAGGCCGACAUCAUCACAGGGUCCACGCAGCCAUCCAUGCUCUACAUCAACGACAGCGAGGGCAAGAGAUACGUUCCCGAUGUAUUCUACCUGAAGAUCAACGAAUAUGGUCUCGAGGUCAAAACAAAUGCCAAGCCCGCAUUUCCCGUUGAGUUUUUAUUAGUGUCACUUCUGGACUCGUUCCCGUUGGACCCUUCUCCAAUGUUCAAAGAAAAUUUCCCAAUCGAGAACAGAGACUUCAUGGGCGACCUCCAGGACUUAAAAUCCGCCUACAACUACUUGAAUGCCGAUCCUGGUGAUGGUUCCCAACUCUUCGAUUUCCAUUUCCUCACCUAUAUCGCUAAAACUGGAAUAUUAUCUCAUGAUGAAUUGAAAUUGGUAUUAUCCUACGUCAGACAUAGAGACCAAACGGACUAUCUACAAUUGGUUGAAAGUCCUGGUUGGAUGACUUUCAUAACUAUCCUAGAGCAAAGCGUAUAA